Molecule: messenger RNA, 1346 nt
Organism: Cotesia glomerata
Lineage: Eukaryota; Metazoa; Arthropoda; Insecta; Hymenoptera; Braconidae
Exons: 2
Coding region: 420-1118 (232 amino acids)
Source: RefSeq, a predicted model, not a curated record
UUCAAAAGUUAUUCAAGGUCAAAGUUAAAUUCAUUAUCAAUUUAGCCGUUUUUCUGAAUGAUUUGGCAAAAAUAUUGUUUUUAGAAAAAAUGUUCCCCAAAUAUUUUAUAAAAUACUAAUUAGACUUCUGAGGAUUGUUAACCAAUAUUUUUCGCUGUAUGAUAAAGAUGGACGAAGUACUUAAAACAAUUUAUCAAUGACAGUUAGCUCUAUAGAUAUUGGUAAUCAGUUAUUUUAAAAUUGUCAUUUCAAAAUCGAUAAUCAGAUGGCGCUGAGUGUAAAUGUCAUCAUUUCAUUAGAUUAAUUGAUUGUUUUGACAUUUCUAUUUAAUAGACGUCUUGUUUACAUAAGUUGUGGAAACUCGUGAGCAAUUAGUGAAUAUUUAUAAUUUUCAAGUUUAAAUUUUCUUUGUGAAUUAUAUGAUAACAUUGAAAAAGACUAAAUUGAUCAAUAUUAUUGGUGAUCCAGUGGCGGAUUUUGUUGGACGUAAACUUCCCUUAAUAAAAGAGGUUAAUGCGGUAUUUUUUUAUCAUAAAAAUAUUCUCAAAAUAAAUUAUAGAGGAAGUCUUCAAAAAACAAUUGAUAAACUCGAAAAAAAGUGGUCUGAGGCUGGCAUCCCAACGUAUGAGAAAAAAUAUGCGUUAAAAAAAUUUGAAAAAAUAUUAGAAGAAGACAAAAAAUUACAAAAGUCUUCUCAACGAAAACGGUCUGCAAUACAGAAAAAAAAUGAAGCAAUUUUCCAUCAAAAAUUGGCAAAUUUAUUCGACAUUGCCAAAGUAAAUGUCGAAAAAUAUCUCACUGAUGAUAAAAAGUUGUUCUUAUCAGGUCAGCGAUCAAAAAGUAGAUUCGGUUUGAUUGAUAAUGUUGUUCAAUUGAGCUCAGCGGAAAAUACUGAAGAUGCUAUGGACGUAGAGCCUGUUGAUACAAACGAACCUGACGCUAAUGUGGCUCUAGCGAGUCAAAAAUCUUCAUUAUUUCAAUCUAACUUAUCAGCAACAACAUUGAGUCAUAUAUCUACUGAUGUAUCUGAUUUUGAAAGUCAACUUAGCCAACCGAAACAAACUCUAAAAUUGAAUGUAAUAACACCUGAACUCUAUGCUGCACUUGAUCGAUCAUAAGUGACUCACAGGAAUGCCAUUUUUAUUUUAUCUGCUGCGUACAAAAGUGUGGGAAUCAAUCUGUCAACUCUUAAUCUGAGUUACAGUACAAUUUAUCGAACGCGAAUUAAAUUUAGGUCAGAGAUUGCUAAGGAUCUGAAAUCUGAAUUUCACAAAGACGAUCGUUAUGUAGUGCAUUGGGACGGGAAAAUUCUCAGUGAUAUUGCAAGCACGAAAACUGUGGACCGU